This is a messenger RNA of Cryptococcus wingfieldii CBS 7118, 1269 nucleotides long. RefSeq names its product acetyl-CoA acyltransferase 2. Gene Ontology annotation, molecular function: acetyl-CoA C-acetyltransferase activity. NCBI's taxonomy places the organism in Eukaryota, Fungi, Basidiomycota, Tremellomycetes, Tremellales, Cryptococcaceae. The transcript is spliced from 8 exons. The coding region runs from base 1 to 1269 and encodes 422 amino acids. The record is from RefSeq and is a predicted model, not a curated record. Gene Ontology annotation, biological process: fatty acid beta-oxidation.
AUGAAAUCCACCACCGCCCGUCUCGUCAGCCACAUCCCCCGCCCUCAAUCCUACAUCGUAGCAUCCAAACGUACCCCCUUUGGCGCUUUCGGCGGCAAGCUGAAAGAGUUCAAAGCCUCGGAGCUGGGUGGGAUUGCAGGUAAAGCUGCGCUGGCUGAUCUGCCUUCUGAAGUCCAGGUCGACCAAGUCUUCUUCGGUAACGUCACGCAGACAGACAACUCUACACCAUACCUCGCGCGCCACGUCGGGCACCUCUCCGGUCUCGGCCCCACCGCAUGCCCCAACCCCUCAUACCUGGACGAACCCAAACUGACACGCUUCCCUGAUAGACUCUGUGGAUCAGGGUUCCAGACAGCCAUCAACGCCGUCCAAACCAUCUCUCUCAGCGAAGCGGACGUCUGCCUUACGGGCGGUACGGAAGCUAUGAGUAUGAGUCCUUACACCCUCAGUGGUCUCACCAGAUAUGGAACGCGAUAUGGCGUCAAUCUCGUACAAGAAGAUUCGUUGGCGGCUGCUUUGACUGAUCAGAACCCUGGGGGCGAGAAGACGCCUAUGGGCAUGACGGCUGAGAACCUUGCCAAAAAGUACAACAUCACCCGAGAUGAAUGCGACGCAUACGCCCUCAUGUCCCAAACCCGCUACGCCGAAGCCCUCUCCUCCGGCGCCUUCUCCUCCGAACUAACCUCCAUCCCCCUCAAACCCCUCAAAUCCAUCCCCCAAUCCAUCUCUUCCGACGAACAUCCCCGCCCCCAAACCACCCUCUCCUCCCUCUCCAAGCUCCCCUCCGUGUUCAUCCCCAAGACGGGGGUGGUCACGGCGGGCAAUGCAUCAGGGAUAUGUGAUGGUGCAGCAGCGAAUGUGAUCAUGAGUGAAAACGCCGUAAAGAAGUGGGGGGUGGAACCGUUGGUUAGGGUGGCGGGGUAUGGGUGGAGUGCUUGUGAGCCCGAGAUUAUGGGUAUCGGCCCGGUCGUUUCGGUGAGGGAGGCGCUGAAGAAGGCGGGGAGGGGGUUGGGUGAUAUGGACAUUAUCGAACUCAACGAAGCGUUCGCAGCCCAAUGGCUCGCCGUCCAAAAAGAACUCGAACUCCCCACAGAAAAAACAAACAUAUUCGGCGGCGCCAUCGCCCUCGGCCACCCGCUCGCUGCCUCCGGCGCGCGCAUUUUGGGGAAUCUGAGCCAUAACUUACAUAGGAUGGAUAAGAAGUGGGCGUUGGGGGCCGCUUGUAUUGGGGGUGGGCAGGGGAUUGCUGUUGUUUUGGAGAGGUGUUGA